AUGGCCGGAAAUGCUUACGUUCUGGGGGUUGGCAUGAGUGCCUUCCUCAAACCCCGGCGACUCCGCGCAUACACCGAGCUUGCCUUCGAAGCCGGAGUCAAGGCCAUGCUGGACGCCAAUGUGACUUACGACGAUGUCGAGGCAGGCGUCGGCUGCUUCUGCACAUUGCCUAGCUGCAGUGGGCAGCGAGCUUUCUACCAAUUCGGCAUGUCGGACAUUCCCAUCUACAACACAAACAACGCCUGUGCCACAGGCUCGACAGGGCUUCACAUGGCGCGGAACUUUGUGAAAGGCGGCAUCUACGACUGUGUCCUGGUCAUUGGAUUCGAGCAGAUGAAGCCUGGUGCUCUCGGCGGCGGUUCUUCGGAUGGUCCUAAUCCUCAAGACCUCAGCGUGAAAUUAAUGAACAAGACCAGAGGUGAAGCCGAGUCACCGAAGAACCCACAGAUGUUCGGAAAUGCCGGCAGAGAGUACAUGGAGAAAUAUGGCGCUUCUGCUGAAGACUUUGGAGAGAUCGCCCGUAUCUCGCAUGAACACUCCUCGCGGAAUCCGUAUGCACAGUUCCGAGAUGUCUAUACGCUUAAGCAAAUUAUGGACUCGCCAAUGAUCCAUUACCCUAUCACCAAGCUUCAAUGCUCACCCACUUCAGAUGGAGCCGCGGCGGCCGUGGUCGUGUCACAGAGAUUUCUCGACCUUCGACCAGAGCUCAAAUCACACGCAAUCCUCAUCGCUGGACAAAGCCUCAAAACCGACACUCCAAAUCUGUACUCUGGUAGCGCGAUGGAGCUAAUAGGGUUUACUACCACGGGACGCGCAGCCAAAGCGGCAUAUGCGGACGCCGGUAUUGGGCCCAAGGACGUCAAAGUGUGCGAGUUGCACGACUGCUUCUCCACUAACGAGCUAAUUACGCUGGAAGGACUGGGCUUUUGCGACGAGGGUAAAGCUCACUUGAUGGUUCGAAACGGCGACAUCACCUACGGGGGGAAGGGCCCGAUCAUCAAUCCUUCUGGAGGCCUGAUCUCAAAGGGACAUCCACUGGGAGCCACGGGACUGGCUCAGUGCACCGAACUGACCUGGCAACUUCGCGGAUGGGCCAACAACGGCCGCCUGGUCAACAACACCAAGUACGCCCUGCAACACAACCUGGGCCUCGGAGGAGCCUGCGUCGUCACCGUGUACACUCGGGCCGACGGCAAAGCCAACACCGACCGCGCCGUGUCCGACGAGGAAAUCGCCCGUCUCAGCGGCCUGGGCUAUAACCCUGCGGUGGAGGCUAAAUGGGUCACGCCAGCGCAGGCGAGGAAGGUCCGGAGCAAGAAAGCCGACUGUGACUACGCGCUGGGAGAGACCAUGAGCAAGCUCGAAAGUGUUAGACUGUAG
Messenger RNA from Cladophialophora psammophila CBS 110553, 1380 nucleotides. Its product is annotated as acetyl-CoA acyltransferase. Gene Ontology annotation, molecular function: acyltransferase activity, transferring groups other than amino-acyl groups. Lineage: Eukaryota; Fungi; Ascomycota; Eurotiomycetes; Chaetothyriales; Herpotrichiellaceae. The coding region runs from base 1 to 1380 and encodes 459 amino acids. The record is from RefSeq and is a predicted model, not a curated record. The transcript is spliced from 2 exons.